GAGAAGCACCGAAGAAUAGGAGACGGUAGCAGAGGCAGGUUUUGUGCAGUCAGCAGACGAGAGACGUACUCUGUGCUGUGUAGAGACAUUCAGCGGACAUUGUGCUCCUGUGAAUAGCUCACACAAGCGACCCUUGGAGGUGCAGUCUUACCUGAAAGAGAGAGAGAGGGAGGAAGAGUGUUGCGGGCCAGCAGUGGUGAACAGAACGAGUCACAUGUGUUUCUUAGUGUUGCCGCGCUAGAACUGCGUCGGUCGGUCGGCGUCUUCCCUUACUUGUUGCGUGUGUCGUGGUGGUUGGUGGUUGUGCGUUGUUUUGUGGCAGUGUUAUCGUAUAGACGGCCAAGCUGUACGCGCACAGGGAAGAAGAUAUGCUCACGAUGGAGACGGACUUGAAGGGUGGCAGCCUGCAUGCUAACAUGCCGCCCCAUCACCCGAGUGGGCUACACUCGCAUCAGGUGUCCACGUACAGCGCCCUCGGCUCCAUCGUGCACAGUUCGGCGCUGUCGGGUAACGUGAGCAGCGUCAUGAAUCUGGGACAGCCGCCCCCUCAGCAGAUGCACCAGCCGCCCCCGUCAGCACAACAGCAACAGCAGCAUUCCCACCCCCAACACCCAUUGUCACACCCCCAACACACGCACCCCCAACAGCAUCAGCCCCAACAACACGGCCAACAUCCUCACUCUCACCAGCAACAGCAACAACAUGGGCAGGGAGGCGGUGCGGGGGCGGGAGGCGGCGGUAUGGCGGCUCAUCACCACCCGGGGCAGCACCCAGCACAUGGCCCUGCGAACAACAACAACAGCAACAGCAAGAACCAGAAUGUGGACCGCGUGAAGAGACCCAUGAACGCCUUCAUGGUGUGGUCGCGGGGUCAGCGACGCAAGAUGGCGCAAGAGAACCCUAAGAUGCACAACUCUGAGAUCUCGAAGCGACUGGGGGCCGAGUGGAAGCUCCUGAGUGAGACGGAGAAGAGGCCCUUCAUUGACGAGGCCAAGAGGUUGCGCGCCGUGCACAUGAAGGAACACCCGGAUUACAAGUACAGGCCUCGCCGUAAGACGAAGACGCUGCUCAAGAAGGACAAGUACCCCCUCGGCACCGGCUCCGGGUACCCUCGCUACGACAUGAGCCAGAUGCACUCAAACUCCUACAUGAACGGGUCCUCGUACGGAAUGUACUCGACCGGGGGCGCGGGCUCUCCCUACCAGUCGGCGGCAAUGCAACCAGGUUCGCACAGUCCCAGCGGGAGCAGCAUCAAGUCGGAACCCGUGUCCCCGUCAUCCGGAGGGCUCCACACACCUACUCCGGGGGCUGGAGCGCCUGGAGGCGGCAUCUCCGUCAAGCGUGAGUACGUGGGUGGGAAUUCGGGUGGCGCGUCUUCGCAAGGUGACUUGCGUCAAAUGAUCUCCAUGUACCUGCCCACGGAUCCGUCCGCGGACCACCAUCAGCAAGCCAGGCUACAGCAGAUGCACGCGCAGUACCACCAACACACAGGGUCACCGGACCCCAUGGGUGGCGGGCCGGGUACGAUGCCCCUCACGCACAUGUAGGUCCCAGCAGAAGCAGCAGGGUGCAGACAUUUUGACGAUGGACAGGUGCUGAGACAUUUCUCGUUUCCAUCGCCGUGAACUGUUUGACCAAAAAAUUCGCAUUUGUUCUGUCGUUGGUUGUAGAUAACACAUGAUUCUUGGGACGAGGUACCUGUCUCACUGUGUAGGCCUAUCAUGCGGGGGUGGUUAAUUCAGAGUGUGCCAAAUAGUUUAAGUUCAACGCCACCGAGUCACAGAGUGUAAGGACGUAGGGCCUAUGUUUACUGAAGCUGGCGAAACGAGCGAUGUAUUUCUCCCCCUCCCUUUAUUUGCCUUGAACUCGUGUACAUGUGAGAUGUGCUGCUCUGCUGCUAGGCCGCGUGUGAUCACUCCACUGUUUUGUGCUCCCGUUACCUGUAUGGUUUGUUCAUGCUCAAAGGCAUCUCUUACUGGAUUAUCAGAAAACAAAACUGUACUAUCAGUUAUAAUAUUAUAAUUAUUAAUUUUACUUUUAGUUUACAUUUAUUCGAUUCGUAGUUUUGUGCUACCAACGUUUUAAGAUCUGAAGGACACUUUUUUUUUGAACAAACAGCACGCAUACGUGUGUAAAAACUAUCGUAGAUAAAUCUCGACCACUGUCGAUACCCAGAAUUUCAUUAUGUUUGAAUUGUUAUUAUGUGAAUCGCUGAGUAUUUUGUCCUUUUUUAGCCUGUCACUGUCAUUACAUCUGCAUAGGUAGGUUAUCUCAUUUAAAUACUGUUAAGUGGUUCAGAUCGCAAUUGUUUGCUGUGUUAAAGAAUCUUAUUUUUAUGCUACACUGACGAUCUGAUUUUUCUUCUUCUGUGACACGAAUUGAGUACAGCUAAAUGAAUUUAUUAUUAAAAGUGUCAUGUCAGGCUCCUAAUUUCUCUGCUUGUACAGUGGAAUCACUUUUAUGAACAGACUAGUAAAUAAUUUUUCUAAAGUAUCCAUGUUUUUCGUUUCGCAUUGACGAGUUCCUUCACACGCUGCUUCUUUUCCAAUGGAAUCUCAUCAAUUUUGGGCCAGAAUGGUUAUCAAAACACAUUUACAUAAACCAUUACAUUAUUGAAAGGCUAAAUCAGUUUCAUUAAAAUUUUGACAAAUUUAAACUGGUGAAAAUCAUGAAUCACUUUGGCGAUUUGUGUCACCUGUAAUUACUUUGAGUUAAUUAAAGACGUGCCAAUACGUAAUUAUAGGCCUGUGUUUUUGCUUUUAAAAUUUCGGAAAUCCCCGUUACGUGUUGUAAUGAGCGUAUUGUAGUUGACAGUCACUUUUCAGUAGUGUUAACCAGAUAAUAUAAUAGUAAUCAGUACUGACCUACAAAUGUUAACCAACAGCAAGUGGCAAAUAUUUGUACCAUCUUAAUUAAUGUCUCAUUACUGAAUUUUGUCCAUAGAAUAUUUAUGGGUUUUGUACCAAAACAAAUAUCUAUUAUUUUCCUGAACUGCGUAACCAAUUGAUAUUUGUGACGGAAAAAAGUUGUUUUCUUUGAGGUAGGGACUGAAUUUUUAAAAAUUUAAAUGAGAUUUGGCUUCAAGAUCUGGCAAGGAGGACAUAUCUUUUCUCCUUACAUUUGCGAACGAGUCAACACAGAAAGAAAAACUAAGCGAAAAGAAAAUACGAAAAGGAAAUCUUCGGAAAAUGUAUCAGAUUUGUUUUGUUGGACAGAGACAGAGAGCGAUUUAAAAAAAAAAUCGUAUGAUGCUCUAAAUAACAAUACAAAAAUAUAAUGAUGCAUGUUUUCCGGAGAUUUUAUGUAGGCCUACAUAAACCAUAUUGGCAUAAUUAUCAUCCAACCAUAAAUCAGGAUGCAAUCACAUGCGUGCUUGUACUUGAAAGGAAGCCUUCAAUUAUCAUUCUAAAAAAAUGUUAAAGCUGAGGUCUUUGUGUAAAUUUUAUUUUAAACAUUUUUAUUCUGUUUGUACGCACUUGGUUACUUUCGUCAGGACAAUAAUUUGCCGAAAUGAAAAAUAUAAGAAUUCGUGUUCUGAAAGGUUUCAGGCUUGAGUAGGCUGACAGAGGGAGAACACUGCAUUUUUAUUCCCUGUUGAAAAAACAAAAUAAGGCCCUGGUUUACUAAUUCACACAAAUGUGUGAUGUUUCGGCUUCUUGUUGCUUUCAUCACGGACACUUACUUGUGGAACAAUGGCGACUUUUAUAUAUAGCUCUGGAACACCUAAUGUCUUUUGGUUUCUUCUCCGAUGAUAAGGCUGACUGACUCUAAAUCCUACCACUCACUUCCAUUUAGUAAGAAGAUUAAUGCAUUUAGCUGUACCUUCACUCCGCAAUACGUCUUAAUAAGAACUUACCUUUACUUCCAUGCAUUACACGUAAUAAGAUAUUAAUUGUUGUGUGGGUUCUAAUUGUUUUAGAGAUAUUUUAAGUGAUGUUCAUUAGUUCGACUGGCUCUUAUUUUAUUGUUCAAGUCAAGACAUUGAUGUCUUCCCAAGAUCCUUUGCAGUGAUAGGUUCAAGUUUAGGAAUUGUUACGACCUGAGUUACCAUCCAAGUAUGUACAAACAAGACGAUAAUUACAAACGACGGAACACAACGUUUGCCGAAGUAAUGUUUCCCACUUGCUUCUUCGUUCGACAAGAAAUGUUUAUGUCCACAACAGAUUAUAUUAAAUUUAUAUGCAUAAGCGUAAGAAUUUAAAUUUCUAGUGAGCAUUUUAGAGGUUUCAAUCUUGUUGCACACUAGAAACAUGCUACACUUUCAUUCUACGAAAGUGUUCCUUCUCUAUCUUACGAAAAAGUUUGGUUCUUUUUAUAAAAAUUAUAAUUCUAGUAAGACGUUGAAACGCACUAUACAGGCCUUGUCUUGGCUUUGCUUAUAAUUUAUGGCAGUCGGUGUUCGUUUCACUCUACUUAUAUGAUCGUCAGUGUAGUAUUUAUGAAACUAAAUUAAUACAGUAUCAUUACUGUUGAUGUUAUCAAUUUGGUUUCCGUGACGUAAGUGUAUUUCAAAUUAUCCAAAGAAAAUUGAGGAAUCACUUGAAAGCAUUCCAUUUAUGUCUGUUUACGACAAAUAUGAAUUUAAGAUAUCUCAUCCAGCUUUGUACAAAACAAACUUCCUAACAAUUAUAAUUUUAUAUUAUUUUAAAUGUACAGUGAAUGUAAUAUCGUCAAUGGCUGAACAAUGUGAGAAUUACUAUAGUCUGCAUCGAACAUUUUUAAUGAGAAGAAACUUAAGUAAGUCUUAAGCAGCCCUCUGUCGAGGAUGAUACACUUUGUUUCCUGCUGCAGAAUAUUGUGAUCCCUUUCUCAUCCCACACACACACACGGACCCUUGUUUGUGUUCUUUACAUAUCCGUCAUCCCUCGCUCGCCCACCGGUCCGAUUAUUCGUUCAUUCUAUCGUCCAUUUUUCCUCUAUCUUCACACACACACACACACGUUAAUAUGAUAAUUAUCUAUUGAUUAAAAUAACUUUGUAAAUAAUAUUGCACCAAAAAUAUCUUGUUGUACAUAUAUCAUACAAAACACGAAGGUUUUCACCCCCGUUUAAAAAAAUCUGAAAUAAAUUAAAUAUUUGAAAUGGAUUUUAAA
Messenger RNA from Zootermopsis nevadensis, 5093 nucleotides. The record is from RefSeq and is a predicted model, not a curated record. Lineage: Eukaryota; Metazoa; Arthropoda; Insecta; Blattodea; Termopsidae.